UUCUUUCUCCCACCAAUCCACCAGAGACUCUCUCCUCUUCUCUCUCUCACUCUCUAAUUGUUUCCUUUUCAUUCGUUUAUUGUUUGUUGGUUUGUUUUUGGGGUCUCCAAUGACAGGCCCAAAUAUGGCGACGAUUACAGCAUCAUUGGAGCAGUCUAUGCAGAACUGCUCUCUUAACCGAGACGGCAGCGGCGCCGGCGGUGGCGUUGGCCUUGGCCUGUCGGCCACUUCAGAUGAACCGGAGAAUCUGACGAACACCGACACCGCCGUGGAACUAAAUUCUCACGUCGCUCUUCCUUACGAGUGGGAGCAAUGCCUCGAUUUAAAGACGGGGGAGCUUUACUACAUAGACUGGCAGAAGGGGACGAAAGCGAAAGAAGAUCCACGGAAGAAGACAUCUAGGGCUUGUGUUGGUGUUGGUGUAGAUUUCUAUACUGAAGAAGAUAGCUCAUCGUAUGGGUAUGGUGGGUAUGGGUAUGAAUAUGACAGCGAGGGUUCCUCUUCCACCUCCACGCCUUCACCUUCACCAUCAAGGGACGAUUACCGCUACGAAGGAGAUCAUGUUCUUGUCGUCGCCGGCUGCAAGAGAUGUUUCAUGUACUUUAUGCUUCCCAAACAGGUCGGAGAGUGUCCCCAAUGCAACGGUCUUAUCCUUCACUUCGAUCGAUCCGAAAACGCCUCUCAUGAAAUUUGAUUCCCUUUUCUCGUUUUUCUUAAUUUUCUUCCUUUCUGACUUCUUCUUCUUCUUUCAUGUGGUUAGUUGGAGUAUUUCCUCAUUAAGUGAUUAUUA
This is a messenger RNA of Telopea speciosissima, 790 nucleotides long. RefSeq lists its product as uncharacterized. Gene Ontology annotation, molecular function: protein binding. The record is from RefSeq and is a predicted model, not a curated record. The transcript has 2 exons. The coding region runs from base 110 to 694 and encodes 194 amino acids. Lineage: Eukaryota; Viridiplantae; Streptophyta; Magnoliopsida; Proteales; Proteaceae.